Molecule: messenger RNA, 1233 nt
Organism: Peromyscus californicus insignis
Lineage: Eukaryota; Metazoa; Chordata; Mammalia; Rodentia; Cricetidae
Product: U1 small nuclear ribonucleoprotein A-like
Exons: 1
Coding region: 180-1025 (281 amino acids)
Biological process (GO): mRNA splicing, via spliceosome
Cellular component (GO): U1 snRNP
Molecular function (GO): U1 snRNA binding
Source: RefSeq, a predicted model, not a curated record
CUACGCCGGCUUUGUUGCCAAACUGUGCCAUCCUUCCCCAAUUCCGAUCUUACCCAACUUCCUCUUGAAAGGAUCCCUGAGCAGAGCUUAUCAGCCCUUAGGAACAAAGAAUUUUGGGAAACAUAGGGCUGAAGUCGUCUCUUUUUCUCCCUUUAAGCUGUCCCUGAGCAUCUCACACCAUGGCAGUUCCUGAAACCCGUCCCAACCACACUAUUUAUAUCAACAAUCUCAAUGAGAAGAUCAAGAAGGAUGAGCUCAAGAAGUCCCUGUAUGCCAUCUUCUCCCAGUUUGGCCAGAUCCUGGAUAUCCUGGUGUCUCGGAGCCUGAAGAUGAGGGGCCAGGCCUUUGUCAUCUUCAAGGAGGUCAGCAGCGCCACUAAUGCCCUGCGUUCCAUGCAAGGUUUCCCCUUCUACGACAAGCCCAUGCGCAUCCAGUACGCCAAGACUGACUCAGACAUCAUUGCCAAGAUGAAGGGUACCUUUGUGGAGAGAGACCGCAAACGAGAGAAGAGGAAGCCCAAGAGUCAGGAGACACCAGCUGCCAAAAUGGCUGUUCAGGGUGGGGCUGCUGCCCCCGUGGUGGGCGCUGUCCAGCCUGUUCCGGGUAUGCCACCGAUGACUCAGGCACCCCGCAUUAUGCACCACAUGCCAGGCCAGCCUCCUUACAUGCCACCACCUGGCAUGAUCCCGCCACCGGGCCUUGCUCCUGGCCAGAUCCCCCCUGGGGCCAUGCCCCCACAGCAGCUCAUGCCUGGACAGAUGCCGCCUGCCCAGCCUCUCUCCGAGAAUCCACCCAAUCACAUUCUGUUCCUCACCAACCUGCCUGAGGAGACCAAAGAGCUCAUGCUGUCCAUGCUUUUCAAUCAGUUCCCUGGCUUCAAGGAGGUGCGUCUGGUUCCCGGGCGGCACGACAUCGCCUUUGUGGAGUUUGACAAUGAAGUGCAGGCUGGGGCAGCACGAGAUGCCCUGCAAGGCUUUAAGAUCACGCAGAACAAUGCCAUGAAGAUCUCGUUUGCCAAGAAGUAGCGCCUUCCCCCAUGGGGCAUCUCAGUCCCCAUUCCGGGGCUGCCCUUUCCCUCCCCCUUGGCUCAGUCCCUGAAGGUAAGUCCCCCUUGGGGGCCUUCUCAGAGCCGUGAGUGAGUGUGUGGUUGCCACACAGCAUUGUACCCAGAGUCUGUCCCCAGACAUUGCACCUGGCGCUGUUAGCUUGUGAUUAAAGUGGUUUUUUUGAAAA